This is a messenger RNA of Botrytis cinerea B05.10, 3491 nucleotides long. It is a transcript of the gene Bcgrr1, whose product is annotated as Bcgrr1. Bases 823 to 2682 code for a protein of 619 amino acids. Gene Ontology annotation, cellular component: SCF ubiquitin ligase complex. The record is from RefSeq and is a predicted model, not a curated record. Gene Ontology annotation, biological process: SCF-dependent proteasomal ubiquitin-dependent protein catabolic process. The transcript is spliced from 4 exons. Gene Ontology annotation, molecular function: protein binding. NCBI's taxonomy places the organism in Eukaryota, Fungi, Ascomycota, Leotiomycetes, Helotiales, Sclerotiniaceae.
GAACAAGAUGUCAAUAUUUUCAAUGAAUCGCGUUAAUAAUAGACCAAAUCGAAGCAUGAAGAAUCUUCAACUCUGGAAUGCUGUCGUCGUCGUCGUCCAGUCAUAAAUUCAUACAUCUCAAUUGUCUUGCUUACUAAGGACUGUACCAACACACACACACACACACACACUCUCUCUCUCUCUCUCUCUCUCUCUCUCUCUCACACACACACACAAACUCACCCAUAUGCCAUCCAUCACUCUCUCCCUGAUCAAGAAGCUUCUUACCUCAACACCCGUUUCCCACCGAAACAUCUAAACACACAUUUACCCUGUCACCUGUAAAGCACAACAUCCAGAACGGAACUUCUUCCUGCAACCACAAGCCAAUGCAAAGCCUCCAAACUUAAAACGUCAAAUGAGAAGAGCACAACACGGUUGAAUAUUGCUGGUUCCUAUCGCUCCAUUUCCCGGGCAAAAACUGAUAAUUGAUACCUGUCAAAAUUCAUAUAUUUCGGGAGAAAAGGGACUCAAUUUCGUCAUUUAUACCUGCUCGUUCCCAGAAGUUUACAACAUUUACCACAUUCGCGACAUUUUUAUCCUCCCUUACAUACCCAAACCCCAGGGAAAAUCUUCCAUGAUAUCGACGAGGCUGAGCAAUCCACAAUUGUCAGCAACCUCCUCAUUUCACCCCUUUGAACGACAUUGGUCUGGUUAUCGAUUUGCCAACUACCUACCUCGAAACGUAGCGCCAAAUCCAAAAAAAAUCCAUUCCGGCCAUUGCUCCAUCACUUCUUCCCCAUUUAAAUACUUCGACUACGUUAUCGCCCUUCCCCCAUCACGAUGAAGGGUCGGCCCACGAGGAUGCCUCUCAUCAACUCCGGGUUUCCAUCUCGUGCGACGCCUGACAUAGGUGAUGAUUCGCAUUCAUCUACAAGUAAUUCCCCCGCGCGUGCCGAUUACGAAGAAUCCGAUUUCUUCGCUGGAAACAACGAUUCGCAAUCUUCAAUCGGCGUGCCAACUUUUCAAGACAUGGCCGUUACAGAAACAUGCAUAUCGGCUUCCAAUAGACUGCCCGCAGAAGUUCUCAUCAACAUCUUCUCGAAACUCACCCAUCCAAACGAUAUUUUAUCUUGCAUGCGCGUAUGCAAGAAAUGGGCUAGGAACAGUGUGGAUUUAUUAUGGCAUCGGCCGGCAUGUUCGACAUUUCCGAAACUCGGGCACAUCUGCAAUACCCUCACCUUGGAAAAUCCCUACUUCGCAUAUCGAGAUUUCAUCAAAAGAUUAAAUUUGGCAGUUUUGGCAGACCGCGUCAGUGACGGAACUGUCCGACCUCUUUCCGUAUGCACAAAGGUGGAAAGAUUGACAUUGACCAACUGCGAGGGUAUCUCAGAUAGUGGAUUGACUGAAUUAAUUACCGAUAACAGUCACUUGCUUGCUCUUGACAUUUCUGGAGUGAAACAGAUUACCGACACGUCCAUGUUCACUUUGGCGGAGCAUUGUCGUCGAUUACAAGGCUUAAACAUAUCGCAGUGCAUUGGAAUCACUUCUGAAUCUAUGGUGAAAGUCGCGGAGAGUUGUCACCACCUCAAACGGCUCAAGUUGAAUGAAUGUGAGCAGCUAGACGACAGGGCUAUCAUGGCAUUUGCUCAAAAUUGCCGUAACAUCCUCGAAAUCGAUCUCCACCAAUGUAAAAAUAUUGGAAACGACCCAGUAACUAAUCUCAUCACGCAUGGAAACGCUCUCCGGGAACUUCGAUUGGCAAAUUGUGAAUUGAUUACCGAUUCGGCGUUCCUUAACUUACCUCACAAAGCGACGUACGAUCAUUUGCGGAUAUUGGAUCUUACAAGUUGUCAUCGACUCACAGAUGCUGCCGUUGAGAAGAUUAUAGCUGUUGCCCCAAGGUUAAGGAAUUUGGUCUUCGCAAAAUGCAGACUCUUGACGGACCAUGCCGUUCAUUCCAUUAGCAGACUGGGAAAAAAUCUUCAUUACCUUCACCUUGGACAUUGUGGACAAAUUACUGAUGCUGCUGUCAUUAAACUUGUUCAAGCAUGCAACCGCAUUCGUUAUAUUGACCUGGGUUGUUGUGUUCACCUCACAGAUGCAUCCGUUACAAAGCUAGCUACCCUUCCUAAGCUAAGGCGUAUUGGUUUAGUCAAGUGUGUAAACAUUACCGAUGAAAGUGUUAUAGCAUUAGCCGUCGCACAAAAACAACGGCAGUUAGCUCACCGAGGACAUCAUAUUGAUGAACAAGCCUAUAAUGGAAGUUGUCUCGAAAGAGUACAUCUCAGCUACUGUGCUAAUUUGACACUUCAAAGUAUUAUAUUACUACUUAGGAAUUGUUCGAAAUUAACACAUCUGAGUUUGACUGGCGUUCACGCCUUUCUUCGAAAUGAUCUCGAACAAUUUUGUAGAGAGGCUCCCGCAGAAUUUACUGAACAUCAACGCAAUGUCUUUUGUGUCUUUUCCGGGCCUGGUGUGAAUGGUCUACGCAAUUUCUUAACUCGAGAUUUGAGUAUGGAGUUAAGUCAGGUAGCUCCUGAGGAUGAAGGAGUUCUUUCUAUUGAAGAGGUUACGAAUUCACAACAGGCUCUAGGGGCUCAAGAUGACCAGAUAAUGUCUGGAAUGAUGAAUGCUACUGCAUUAAAUCCUGAUGAAAAUGACGGUGAUGAGGACGAAGUAUUGGAUGCAGUAUUUCCUUAGUACGCAUUCGAUUCACCACGUAACCCAGUAUCUUAUAGCACUUCAUAAGCUAUCACUUUAAGGAUAUUAGGCAUACGGUACACUCUAAAUAGAGAUCCUGGAACGUACAUCGAUAUAUCCAAUCAUUGGGAAAUGGAGUUAAGGAGUGGGCAAGGAAUUAUUAAUGGACGUACAUACCCCAUCCAUUACGGAUCGUCUUUCGCAUAUCAGUCGGUUUUUGGAACGGAAUGAAUGAAUGAAUGAAUACAUGGAGGUUGUCUUAACGGUACAUAGAUCUCUUUUCAAUAAGCGAGGGGGCGAUGGGACUGUAAAGGCGUAGUAUUUGUAUAUUCGCAUUUCUUGGCGCUUUGGGUGAGGAUGAAUCGUGAAUUUGGUGGAAGGUUCUUUUUUUUUUUUUUUUUUUUUUGCUAAGGUGGGUGCAAUUUGGAAUGAUUGGUUGGAUGGAUGGGAUGGAAUGGAAUGGACUUUAUAUGAGGGUAUGGGUGGAGGCACAGUUCUAUUACAUCGAUCAAUCAAUCAAUCGCUUCUUGAGUGAUUAACCUCGAGAUUCGCUAGCAUUGUGGAUUGUAUUGAUUAAGUGGGAUAUUUGUGUUUGGAUGAAAGACGUACUGAUCCGAUACGCGGUGUAAGAUUCUCUCGCCGUUCAAUUAAUGGAUGUUUAGAUUUUAUCUGAAUGGAUAAUUGCGAUGGUUAGAGUGGGAUUCCAGACCUAAUGCGGGGGAUUGAUGGAUGGUAUUGAGUGGAUGGAUAGUAAUACUGUAGAAGCAGAAUAUUAUAUGAUGCGAUUCCGUACAAUUCAUUUCAUUUCA